AUGACUACAGACCGACCUUUGACCCUGCGCGAGGUAAAGAAGCUCAGCGAGGAGUCGCAUAUCACCAAAGGCUUCUCCCGGCAUACACUCUACUCAAAGUUCGGUGGGUACCACAUCCACAUUCCGAUCAUUGGAGGUUGCCUAACUGCGACCAGACAACCCGGCCAGGGAGGAGCAGCAGAUGCAGAGCCGCGUGAUCUACGAGCCGAAUUACUUGCAGCUGAAGCUGCGCACUUUGCAAAGACACAAGGCGCGCCCACCGACCCCGCCACAAAUCCUCCGAAACCAGCGAAACGAGAACUCGAGGAAUCAUUAAGUGACGAUGAAAACGAAGAUCCUGAUGCGAAACGAAGAAGAGUAUUGGAAGAAACUCGGGAGAUCGAUGCGGAUUCUGAAGACGACGAUGACUCAGGAAGCAGUGAAGAAGAAAGUGACGAAGAGGAUGAGACGGCCGAACUUAUGCGCGAGCUUGAAAAGAUCAAGCGGGAACGAGCAGAGCAGAAAGCGAGAGAAGAGGCUGAGCAAUCGAAAAAAGCGCAAGAUCGACGAGAAGAAGAUAUUGCACUUGGCAACCCGUUGCUCAAUCCCAAAGCAUUCAAUGUGAAGCGGAGGUGGGACGAUGAUGUGGUCUUCAAAAAUCAAGCCAGAGGGACCGAACAAAAGGGCAACAAGGAAUUUGUCAACUCAAAAUACGUUCGGUGA
This is a messenger RNA of Exophiala aquamarina CBS 119918, 702 nucleotides long. RefSeq lists its product as uncharacterized. Bases 1 to 702 code for a protein of 233 amino acids. Gene Ontology annotation, molecular function: RNA binding. The transcript is spliced from 3 exons. The record is from RefSeq and is a predicted model, not a curated record. Gene Ontology annotation, biological process: mRNA cis splicing, via spliceosome. Lineage: Eukaryota; Fungi; Ascomycota; Eurotiomycetes; Chaetothyriales; Herpotrichiellaceae. Gene Ontology annotation, cellular component: catalytic step 2 spliceosome.